Pseudonaja textilis is the source of this 3721-nucleotide messenger RNA. RefSeq names its product family with sequence similarity 171 member B (gene FAM171B). The record is from RefSeq and is a predicted model, not a curated record. NCBI's taxonomy places the organism in Eukaryota, Metazoa, Chordata, Lepidosauria, Squamata, Elapidae.
CUCAGCUGCGGCCGGGCGGCUGCGCUCCCGCCGUUUGGCCGCUCUUCCUCGCCCGCAAUAUGCCUCCGCUGCUCUCCGGCUACCCGCCAUGCCUGGGAUUCGCGGGCGUCCGCCGACCUCCUCGCUGCUGGGAUUGGCCGCCGCGACGUUUUUCCUCCUCUUGCUGCUGAAGAGCCGCCCGGGCUUCGCGGCCGCCACCAGCGCCGUCGGCUUAACCAGGCGUCCCCAGCAGCGGCCCGGCUUAUCGACACCGCCUUCCUCCAUGGCUGCUCCAGGACCUAUGUUUACCCUAAAAGUGCAAGUUAAUGAUAUAAUCAGUCAUCAGUACCUACACCACGCUGUUGUAGACAUUUUUGUCAACUAUACUAAAACAAAUUCUACUCUAACUGGAAAGAAUGGAGCAGUACUGAUACAGGUUCCCUAUCAGCUAGGCCUGAGUUUAACCAUAGUUUCUUAUAAAGAUGGUUACAUGUUAACACCUUUACCUUGGAAAACUGGGAGAAUGCCAAUAUAUUCAUCUGUUACACUUUCAUUGUUCCCCCAAAGCCAAGCAAAUAUAUGGUUAUUUGAUGAUACAGUUUUAAUCACUGGGAAAUUAUCUGAGGCAAAAUCUCAGCCAAGUGUUCAGUUUCCAAAAUAUUUAAUUAAACUUCCUGUAAACCACCAUAUUACUAAUGUAACAGCGUAUCUUACAGUGCCACAACAGUUUUUAAAAGUGGAGCAUUUCUUCUAUACAACAGGAAUUCUUUUAAAUAAAUCAGGUUUCAAAAGUAUUGAACUGACUCCCCUUGCUGCAAUUUGUGUAAACGUAUUUUCGAGUGGGAAAGAACUGCAGGUAGAUGGCUCCAUUCAGAUCACCUUACCUCUUCUGCCUACAAGUGCGGUAAAAGCAGGAGAACCUAUCUCAGCCUGGACUUUCGAUAUGAAAACAGGUGCUUGGAUUAAUCGUGGCUUGGGAAUGGUAAAGAACAUGGACGAUCACUUAGUAUGGACGUAUACUGCUCCAAGUCUGGGAUAUUGGAUAGCAGCCCCAUUGUCUGGAACUAGAGAUUCCAUUAUUACAACAGUUACUAAAGAUAUCACUGCCUACCACACAGUAUUCCUCACGGCAAUAUUAGGAGGCACCAUCACUAUCAUUGCUGGGUUCUUUGCACUUCUGCUUUGCUACUGCAGGGAUAAAUGUGGUCGUCCAAAAAAGAGAAAGAAAAGUCCAACUAAACUAGACAUUUUAAAAAAAGACCAAACAACUUCAACAACUCACAUAAAUCAUAUUGGUGCAGCCAAAGAAUCUUUGAAGCCAGAGGACAAAUCUAGGUUGUAUUCACCCAGAGUGGCAUUUUAUAGCCCCCAGAGACGGGUUUCAGCUGAAGGUGAGGAAAGGCAAGUCCAGGACAAUUUUAAAGUUUACACAGAAGGUACUCCAUACCAAUUCUCUGGUAAAAAUCUCCAGUGUAGGAGCUCACCCCAGUCCUUGGAAGCCAAAACAGAAUUGAGACAUCUUCCACCAGUUAAACAUCUCAACGGAAGUCUUCCUCCUUCCCAAAAUGUACAAGAACAGAAUCAGUAUCUCCCAACGACUGAGGAAAUCUAUGGACUCUCUUCCCUCCCAGAACAAUUAAUGCAUCUCUAUAGCCAGCCUGGUGCUAUGCUUCAAACAUCUGAGUUAUUUCACUCCCAGGAGCAAUUGCAUGCUACAAAGUCAGCUACGUUACCAAGAAAAGGACAGUUAGUCUACACCCCUGUGAUGGAGAGUAUGAAUCACGAAAAUUAUACACAGACAUUGCCCAAAAUGCCAAUGUUCGCUCACUUGCAGGAACCAACAUCCAGAGAUGAAACAGUUGCUAUAGAUAGGCAACAAGGCUUGUCUCCUCAGACUGCCAACUGGGGCCGCUACACAAGUAGCUUGCUGGAGUCGGUUUCUGUCCCCGGAACGUUAAAUGAAGCAGUGGUGAUGACACCAUUUUCAUCAGAACUUCAGGGCAUUUCAGAGCAAACCUUACUGGAGCUUUCAAAAGGAAAACAGUGUCCAAAUCCAAGAGCAUGGUUUGUGUCACUGGAUGGCAAACCAAUAGCUCAAGUGAGGCAUUCAUUCAUUGAUCUCAAGAAGGGCAGGAAGACUGAGAGCAACGAUACUAGCUUAGACUCAGGUGUGGACAUGAAUGAGCAUAAUCCAAGUCGAAAAUUGGAGAGGGAGAAAACCUUUAUUAAAAGCACUCAGCAUUCUAAGAUACUUUACCUAGAAGACUUGGAUCUGAAUACCAGUGAAUGUGGGACCAUGGUUUCAACCCCGGAGGAUCAAGCUGUGAAGCAUGUUCCAGAAGGAAGUAAUGACCCCAUCAUAGAGCAAGAGUCCCCGGAAGAGAUGCCUAGAAGAAAAAGCAUAGCAAAAAACCAUGAGGCUAGCCCUCCCCCUGGGAAGAAACAGGGAAGACCACGUCUAACUAAGACAGAAGGCAAAACAAACAUCUGGAAAAAGAGAGAUGAGAGACCACUCAUUCCAAAAAAUUAACAUUACAGUAAUGUUUAUCUUCUGGUUGUUUCAUGUCCUGUAGACUUUACCUCUUCUCUAUCAUUUUAUUUGUAAAUUUGCAUUGGUCAUUUUCAGUGGGGCAGUGAGAUGUAGGUGACAUUGCUUUUUUAAGACACAGAGCAGAUUACACCUUCCUAAGGAGUAUUGUUUUCUGAAAACCAGUUCAUCUUGCUUUCAAUUUCAGGACGUUUGUAAAACUAUACCUGAAAGAUUAUUCUGUGGUAUAUCUGCAAGGACAUAUAUGCAUUGUCUCAAAGACACCAGUAUGGAAUCUCAUUUACUUGCUUUGAACUGGUUAGACAACUGGCAAGGAAGAAGUUUUGUUGAUACCAAAUUGCGUUGGUUUAGGAAAAAAACAUACAUAGAUAACAAGUGUUUGUUAUUUUUGCAACUAGUGUCUGAUAAUGGACAUUGUCAUAAUAUGGUUUGAUAUUGUGUAGUAUGCUAUUUUUCCUUGAAAUGCUGAUAGGAGAUCUUGUAUUUCAUAUCUAAUGUAACAUCCUGCCUCACUAUAAUUCCUAUAUAGCCUUUUCUGGUGGGGGAGGAAAAAUUAGGGACUUGUUAUCCAGAAGGUAUUUCUAGUCUGAAGACUUAUGCCAUUCCAAUUUGUAUUGAGCCAAAUUGUGCUCCAUUUUUAGGAUAGUGGAUUUAUAUUAUUGUAAUAAAGGCAGAGUUUGGCCCCUUAUGCCCACAAUGUGUGCCAUUGUAAACAUGGCCAAAAAGAUGCCUUUUUAGAUAUUUCCACCAAAAACAGCAUUCUGUACUAGCCUUAAAAAGACAAAAGAGAUGUGGUAUAAAGCAAUUGGAUAAUGUGCCUCCCUUUUCAGCUAGCUUUGUCAUAAGUCUUGAAAGUCAAUUGUUGCUUAUGAGCUGUUGAAAUCAUUUGGAGUUAAAUUUAGCCAUAACUAUAAUUAGUUAAUGAAAAAAUUGGGAUGGUGGGACUACUUUGUUAUACCCAAAAUUUCUAAUCUGAUAAUAAAUCUUUAAGGCAGACAAAAUAAAGGGGAACACCAUAGUUUGAUAGUAUGCAAAAUGGAAGAUUUUGGAAAGUUCCCUGGGGAAGGAUUCCAGUAUGUAUAGAUAACCCUUUCUGAAUGAAAGUUAUGGAUUUAGGAAUUACAUGGAGUCCUCUGAAAUAAACAUUUCAGCCCUUAAUAUAGUUACUUGAGAUUGUUGAUUUCAGUGGAACUU